Phascolarctos cinereus (koala) is the source of this 2102-nucleotide messenger RNA. The record is from RefSeq and is a predicted model, not a curated record. Lineage: Eukaryota; Metazoa; Chordata; Mammalia; Diprotodontia; Phascolarctidae.
AUUCUCUGUCCCCCGGCUCCUGGGAGGGAAGGGGGCGGGCGUUCGGUGUUUCUGGGACUGGGGGGAUGGGGAGGCAAGGAGGGGGUCCCUUAGCCCCCUCACCCUCCCUUUUUGCCAUGUCUGGAUCAUGAGCGCCGCCCCAGAAGGGGUAGAAGGGGUUGGGGCAUACCCUGGAGGGCCGAAACUGGAGAGGCAGAGAGACGUCGCUAGGGACUCAGACUCCAUUCAGUCCAGCCCUCCUGGUCACACUGGCCCGGUUCGUCACACCUUAUACAACGCCCUUUCUACUUCAAGCUAUCCCCGAGAGACCUCUCUGCCUCCCUUUCUUACUGACUUUGGUUGCUCCUCUCCGGGGUACCUUGCUGCACCUCCCUGCAUGGGCGGGGGUGUGGAGCUGUACUCACCCUAUACCUUAGGCCGCUAUGCCCCCAAGGAGACCGACCAGGGGGCCAAGUGAGCGAAAUUUCUGGGACCCUUGGGAAGACUGCCAAACUUUUGAAUGGAUGAAAACCAAGAGGAGUCCGUCCAGAGCAGCCAAGCCUGGAGGGGACAGCAAUUCUGGGGAGCCCGAGGCGGCGGCGGCAGCAGCAGCAGCGACGGGCAGUCCCCGGACCAGCUUCUCUACCAAACAACUGACUGAGCUGGAGAAGGAGUUUCACCUGCAGCAUUAUCUGCCCAGGUCUCGCCGGGCAGAGAUGGCAUCUGCACUUCAGCUUAGCGAGACUCAGGUCAAGAUCUGGUUCCAGAACCGGAGGAUGAAGCAAAAGAAGAGGGAGAAGGAGGGGCUGGGUGGGGGCUGGGUUCCCUCUGAUGCCCCUUCCCUGGUUUACUCAGCCAGCACAGUGCCCCUCACUCCCACUCGAUGACACUCCCAAGCACCAUUACCCACCCCUACAGGUGAUCUGGGUAGCUAAGACAAGCAGCAUGUUUGUGUGUGCACAGUAGCACUUUCUGAGCCUCAUUGGGCUUGGAAACCAGGAUGGCCCUGGCUUAUGUUUUUUAAAUCUGACCAAGACUGGUUGGGGAUAGGGUAGACUUACCAAGUUGCUGAAAUUCAUAUACACCUGAAACAAGUAAUCCUCCCAGCCUCCUGAGACCAUACCCUUCAAAAUUAAGGGCUUUCUGGUACCAUAGAAUCCAAUAGUUUUGUUAUCUGGUUCAGGUGGAACUGUUUUUAAAAUCCUGAAGAAUAUGAGAAUGUGUGUGUGCAGUGAGGGUGAGGGGUGGGGAUGGGGAAUAGAAGUGAGAACCUUGUAGUUAAUGAAGGAAAGGAAAAUCUCUAAUCUAGGCAUAUAUCUUUAUUCCACUAAACACACACUUAUUUGCAACAUGGCUUUCCAUUCAGCCUCUCCAAAUUGUAUACAUACCUACACAAUGCUAUGCAAUACACUGAGCAUCGGCAAGUUCCCUUUCCCCCUAAGAAGCUCUAUGGUGAUGGUAGUAGUGACUUAAACCUGCAGGGGGGAAAGCACAAAGUCUGGAGCCCAUCACAGCCCCUAGCCUGGGUCCCUCCAUCAAAGCAAAUCAGUUCCACUGGGACCAUGAGUCUUCAGGGUAGUGAGACCCCGGAUCCUAUGGGACCACACUAGGAUGGUGAACCAAUGCCAGAAAAUGUCCGUGCUCAUUAUGAUGCAUGAUUUAUCAGGGGCCCUGUCUUGUGCUGACCAUCCUCAUGCUUAUCUUCUACAUUCCCAGAACUGUCCAGGCUCUAGCACUCCCUCCCCAAAACCCCCCUGUCUUCCCCACUCCAGCUACUCUAGCUGCCUAAGCUUUCUAAGAAAGAAUUUGCUCACUUACUCAUAAAUACCCUCAUCACCCAAUCCCAAACUAGAGCCCCAUUAUUUAUUUUCAUGUUCCAAGAGGCUUUUCUAUGUGGCCUCUGGGCAGGAUGAAACAGACGCUACCUAUUAACAAUUAAUUACACAGACUGCAAAUAUUGGGAUUGGAGAGAGCCUACUGGAAGAAUUGGAAAGCUCUGGUAACCACGAGCAGGGUGAAUAGGACUGUUUGUUGUAAUCAUUGUCAUUAUGCUUGCUUCUCUGUCAUCUUUUUAUCUCAUCUCUGCUCCUCAGCUUAGCCUAGGAAAUCCUUCUCCAUCAUAA